Molecule: messenger RNA, 3361 nt
Organism: Python bivittatus (Burmese python)
Lineage: Eukaryota; Metazoa; Chordata; Lepidosauria; Squamata; Pythonidae
Gene: LRRFIP2
Product: LRR binding FLII interacting protein 2
Biological process (GO): regulation of DNA-templated transcription
Source: RefSeq, a predicted model, not a curated record
CGCGCCGUUGGAGGGUUCCUUGCAGCUGCCUGAGCUCGUUGGUGACACUCCGGGCGCGCGCUGGCAGAGCGGCCGCGGAGCGACGCCGGGAAACAAAAGGGGUAAAAGCUGCGGUGCGGGUGGUGUGAAACAAGGUCGACCUGGAGGCUGCGUAGGAAGAAAGAGAGGACACUGCGAGGGGCAAACCGGAGAAGCCCGCUUCCUUUCCCCCUUCGAGCAGGCAGCGGAGUCCGAGAAGAGCCCGGCGCUCCCUCAUCUUUGGUGCGCCGAGGGCCCUUCGCGGCCCCGCCCUACCGGCUUGCCCGGAGUGUCUCGUCCUUUCCCUUCGGACUGAGCUGAUCUCGGGCGAGAGAACUCGGAGCCGCUGGCGCUGGAUCUGGGUACUUGGAUUUAAACCAUUACUGUGACACACUAUCUGAGAUUAUAUUAACAUGGGGACUCCUGGCUCAGGAAGGAAAAGAACUCCAGUGAAGGACAGAUUUUCUGCAGAAGAUGAAGCCUUAGGUCAUAUUGCUAGAGAGGCAGAAGCACGCCUUGCAGCCAAACGUGCAGCCCGAGCAGAAGCAAGGGAUAUACGCAUGAGGGAAUUGGAACGACAACAGAAAGAGCUUUCUCAGCGUUCUUAUGAUAGAAAAUGGGGACAUAUCCAAAGGUGGAUGGAAGAUUCUGAGAAGGCUAGGCAUUCAUACCGGUCCAGCCGGCAGUCAUAUCUGGGAGCCGGUGAUUUGGUAUCCUCUCGAAACACUGGUAGUCACAGGAGUCUUUCCUUGGAUGUCAGUGGGUCCCACAGGAAUAGAGCAAGUAGCUCCCGGAAGAGAGAUGUAGUGAGUCAUACUUACAGUGAUUCUUAUGGUGGGAAGAAGUCUUCUAGCUCUCAUAAAGAUCUGUUGAGUGGAUUUUAUCAUGACCAGCGAAAUUACAGCAGCCUUAGACAUAGCAAACCACUUUCUACUUAUCAUCCUCGGUCAUCAUCUCUAUACAAUGAACCUCUGGCAACAACUAAGAGUUACAGGGCAUCAUUAUAUGAUGAUGGAUUGUAUAAAUCGUAUAGUUAUCGUACUCCUUCAGAAUAUAGUUAUUACUCUUCAAGAACAAGUUCAGCACGAAGUAGUCCAGUGUUGACAGAUGAUGAAUCAGGCAGCAUUGCAUCCUCUGGCCAUGCUGAACGAGGUCGUAGGGAUAGUGUGUCAAGUGAUUUUCAUCAUCACGGUGAAACUGCAGCUGAUUAUUUUAGCCGCACUAAUCGUAGGGGAAGCAUUGUUUCUGACUUGGAUGAUGUCAGCAUUCCAGACAUGAACAAUCUGGAAGAGAAGGCUGACAAGCCAUAUUCUGAUUUAUACACAAGGCCAGCAUCUCGCAAUUCAGCAACUCCUUUGAGUGGAAAUUCUUCUAGACGAGGAAGCGGAGAUACAAGCAGCUUAGUGGAUCCUGAUACCUCAUUAAGUGAAUUGCGGGAUAUCUAUGAUCUUAAGGACCAGAUACAAGAUGUAGAGGGGAGAUACAUGCAGGGACUUAAAGAACUAAAGGAGUCACUUGCUGAAGUUGAAGAGAAAUACAAGAAGGCCAUGGUUUCUAAUGCUCAACUUGAUAAUGAGAAAAACAAUUUAAUUUAUCAAGUGGACACGCUAAAGGAUGUCAUUGAGGAAAGAGAGGAGCAAUUAGCAGAAUACUAUAGGGAAAAUGAAGAAAAGACUAAGGAAUUAGAAAGACAGAAACAUAUGUGCAGUGUUCUACAGCAUAAAGUGAAUGAACUCAAGGAAAGCCUUUGCCAAAGAGAUGAACUAAUAGAGGAGAACCAGCGCAUGCAGCAGAAAAUAGAAUCUAUAACCAAAGAGGUGUUUGACCUCCAGGAGACAGUUAAUUGGAAAGAUAAAAAAAUUGGGGCUCUAGAGAGACAAAAAGAGUACUUUGACUGCAUUAGGAUUGAGCGAGAUGAGCUCAGAGAUGAGCUGGCUGACCUGAAGGAAACAAUGAAGACAGGAGAGAAACAUGGAUUAGUAAUAAUCCCAGAAGUCACUCCAAAUGGUGAUGUUAACCAUGAACCAGUAGUUGGUGCAAUUACAGUUGUAUCACAAGAAGCUGCUCAAGUUUUGGAGUCGGCAGGGGAAGGACCACUAGAUGUUAGGCUACGAAAGCUAGCAGGAGAAAAGGAAGAGUUACUGUCACAGAUUAAAAAACUGAAAUUGCAGUUGGAAGAGGCACGGCAGAAAUCUUCUAGGAAUGAAGGCACAAAUUCUGAUUUAACAGGACUGGAAAAUGGUUCUGAUUUACAGUUAAUUGAAAUGCAGAGAGAUGCCAACAGACAAAUAAGUGAUUUCAAAUUUAAACUUUCAAAAGCUGAACAAGAUAUAACUACUUUGGAACAAAAUGUUCUAAGACUUGAAGGACAGGUGGUAAGAUACAAAACUGCUGCAGAAAAUGCAGAAAAAGUAGAAGAUGAACUGAAAGCAGAAAAGAGAAAACUUCAACGAGAGUUAAGAACAGCAUUGGACAGGAUAGAAGAGAUGGAGAUGACCAACAGCCACUUAGUGAAACGGUUGGAGAAAAUGAAGGCAAAUAGAACUGCAUUGCUAUCUCAACAGUAGAAAGGAAACGUUAAAAAAUAUGCACUGCUCCUUGAAAUGCCUGAGCUUAUUUUAAUACAGACUUUCUUUGGCAUAAACUUUGAACACAAAGCUGUUCAGUGAGUUUUAGUUCCAUAAUUAAGUGGCAAAUACUUUGUAACUUCAGCAAAUGGGAAAAACAGCUUGCAUCUUUAUGCCAGUGAUGAGUUUUAGCAGCUUAAUUCAAGAAUCUCCUGGAGCCCAAUGCUCUGUGGUUGACUUACUUUAUAUAAACUAUUUUCACGAUUGUGAAAUCAAGUUUAUUCUCUGAAUUAUUUUCAACUGCUUUAAUAAUGCUUGGUGCUUGGAAACAGAUGCACGAAUUCAAGAGUAUGCUGCACAACAAACUAACCAAUUAUGUGCUCAAGACAUCACAUGGCACAAGUGCCUUCAAUAUAGUGCAAUGUAUACUUCAGAGAUUAGAACAAAAUAACCUAUGGAAUCAAAUACCAUUUAUUUUAAGAUACAAUUGGAGUCUUGUUUGCUAAACUUUAUACAUUUUGAUGGAAAACACUUUUGUAAAAUAUUUAAAUUUAUAUAAAAUAGAAAUGACUGUAUAAAAUCUGCUUUAUUGCAUGGUGAUGCACACUUGAGGUUUUGAUUUGAAAAAGUACUGUCCCUAUUCUUAAUAUAAGAGUAGUGAGCAAGAUUUGUUAUUGUACAGUGUAAAACCUGGUGUGUGAGCUGCUUAAGCAUGGAGUGAAAUGUGGGUGGGAGAAAUGUGGCAGAAAAAAACUAUUAAAUGACACUUUACAUAG